AUGGCUGAUCUUGUUGAUCCAAAGACUGUUGAUCCUCCCCCAACACCCUUCUACCAGCCUCAAGAUGCCCUGGGCGCCGCGACACGUGCCAUUGCUUUAACUGGUACGGCUGGACUGUUCCUCGCCGCCGUUCAAAAUACUGUAACCAAGGAGAAUGUUGGUGCUUUCGGUGUGAUCUCGCGGUUUGGCAGCACCGUGGGCAUUUUUGCUGCUGCUGGCGGAUCUUAUCAGUUUGCUGCCAGUGUCUCUGCCAAUUUACGCCAGAAAAAUGACCAUAUCAACAACGCAAUUGGUGGUGCAAUCGCCGGCGCAGUGCUGGGCGCGGCCAAACUUCGAGCCUCCGCAGUUGUCCUCAACUCGCUAUUAUUGGGAACUGCUGCAGGCGUGGUCGGCUACACACAAUCCUCUGUUUUUGCGUCUGCGGGAGAUGAUCCCAGAAUAGACCGCAUUGCAGAAAAGGCAGAAGCCAAAAGUCGCUUCCGGCGACCUGUCAAUGAGGUUAUAAACGAGUUGGGCGAAGGAAGAGGUAUCUAUGGACCCGGAUACGACGAGAGAAGGAGACAACGUCUGAAGGAGAAGUACGACAUGGACAUCCCCGAACCAUACUACAAGUCUACAACAUCGUAA
Exophiala aquamarina CBS 119918 is the source of this 627-nucleotide messenger RNA. RefSeq lists its product as uncharacterized. NCBI's taxonomy places the organism in Eukaryota, Fungi, Ascomycota, Eurotiomycetes, Chaetothyriales, Herpotrichiellaceae. The transcript has 4 exons. The coding region runs from base 1 to 627 and encodes 208 amino acids. The record is from RefSeq and is a predicted model, not a curated record. Gene Ontology annotation, biological process: mitochondrial respiratory chain complex I assembly.